Pieris macdunnoughi is the source of this 801-nucleotide messenger RNA. The record is from the annotation of a GenBank genome assembly. NCBI's taxonomy places the organism in Eukaryota, Metazoa, Arthropoda, Insecta, Lepidoptera, Pieridae.
AUGGACGGCGAAAGAAAAAUUAACUGUGAAGGUGUCCCACUAAACUCGGCAGGUGCGGCGAAUAUUUUUUUGAACACGGGUAAAAAUCCGAAAGUAAAAGAGGGGACUGUCAUUCAUCUGAACACAGAAAAACCCUCAGAUGUUGGCGUGCAUAUUAAUACGACACUGUCAAUAGCGUCGUCUAAGAAAAUUAAGCUUUUAUUUAUAUUUAACUUUUUACUUAGUAUACUAUGUGUCAUAAUCAGCUGUUCCAUUGCAUUUUAUUAUUGGAAUGAGAUGAUAUCCAUGAAGAAGCAACUUGAUGUACUCAAGGAUCAGUUUUUGAUACAAAAUGUAAGAGAUGGUAUAUUAAAUCAAAAUAAGGCUGUACAAAGUCCUUUGGUAUCACAAUUGCGGCCACACAUGAGAGGCUUUGAAGCAAGAGAACCUAGAAUGGAAGCACCUUCAUUAAAAGACCAAUUAUCACCAAAUGCAAGGAGAUAUUAUGUAGAAAACCUCGGGGAUGACAUGGUUCUUUUAGAUUCAAGUAAAAAAGAUGCUAGUCAUGAUAAAAGUCCUUAUGAUCUCUCAAUUUUCCAAAAAGAGACUCUAGUUGUUCAAUUUAAUGGUAAUGCGCCGGAGAUAAACCUGGGGGUGCAAGCAAUCAUAGGACCAUGGGUGCGCGAUACGGACAUCUCAUCAAAGGGCAGCGAGGAUAAAAUAGAACUUAAGACGGACUAUUUCAAUAUUAAGGAGUCCGGGCUGUAUUUAGUGUAUGCACAAGUGAGUAACAAAAAUAGAAUCGGAAUCGGAAUGCGCUAA